Coregonus clupeaformis (lake whitefish) is the source of this 2598-nucleotide messenger RNA. Its product is annotated as transmembrane emp24 domain-containing protein 9. Bases 32 to 703 code for a protein of 223 amino acids. The record is from RefSeq and is a predicted model, not a curated record. Gene Ontology annotation, biological process: intracellular protein transport; endoplasmic reticulum to Golgi vesicle-mediated transport; Golgi organization. The transcript is spliced from 5 exons. Gene Ontology annotation, cellular component: endoplasmic reticulum; COPII-coated ER to Golgi transport vesicle; Golgi apparatus. Lineage: Eukaryota; Metazoa; Chordata; Actinopteri; Salmoniformes; Salmonidae.
ACAACAUCCUUCGUUUAUCACCGCCUGGAAGAUGGUGGCAGUCAAAAUGCGUUCUUGUGUGUUGUCACUUUUACUUUUGAAUGUUUAUUACACCGUCGUCUCCUCGCUGUACUUUCACAUCGGGGAGACUGAGAAGAAAUGCUUUAUAGAGGAAAUUCCGGAUGAAACGAUGAUCAUCGGAAACUAUCGUACACAAUUGUACGACAAACAGAAAGAAGAGUACCUUCCUGCCACACAGGGUCUGGGGAUGUUUGUUGAGGUUAAAGACCCUGAUGAGAAGGUGAUCCUGUCUCGUCAGUACGGCUCGGAGGGAAGAUUCACCUUCACCUCUCACACCCCAGGAGAACAUCAGAUCUGCCUUCACUCCAACUCCUCCAAGUUUGCCCUCUUUGCUGGAGGAAUGCUUAGAGUUCACUUGGACAUCCAAGUGGGAGAGCACACCAAUAACUAUGCAGAGAUUGCAGCCAAAGACAAGCUGACAGAGCUGCAGCUGAGAGUGAGACAGCUGGUGGAGCAGGUGGACCAGAUCCAGAAGGAGCAGAACUAUCAGAGGUACCGUGAGGAGCGCUUCAGGCAGACCAGUGAGAGCACCAACCAGAGGGUUCUGUGGUGGUCCAUCGUUCAGACAUUGAUCCUGGUGGCCAUUGGCUUCUGGCAGAUGAGACACCUCAAGAGUUUCUUCGAGGCCAAGAAAUUAGUGUAGACCUGCACUCUCAUUUUGUUGUUUAUCUGAGUCCGGGUUGGGGAUCAUUUCGGUUUCAAGUCAGUCAAUUCAGGAAGUGAACUUUAACUCUAUUAUUGAAUAGAAAAUUCCCCCAUUGUUUUCUAUGAUGCUUUUUUCAUUCAUCAAUUCAGUUUGAAUUCACUUCCUAAAUUGAUAAGUGAAUUGAUCCCAACCCUGGUCUGAAUGCAGUACUCAAACGUCAGUCCGAAUGCGUGUUUGCUCCCAGAAGUAUGUGUGCAGACUGGUGAGGUUACCAUCCUAUCAGUGAAAACCACCCAAUUAUUUUUAUUUUGAGAGGGCACUGCUUUUGGAUUUUUAAGACCCUUUUGUGACUUUGAUAUUCUCCAUCCCUGUUUCUGUAAGAUAUAAGUCUGCAAUUAGUUUUAUUUAUGAUCCUCUACAGUAUGCUAUAUGUUUUACUUUUGGCUGGGAAUUUUUUUAUUUUAUACUAUUGAUGAUAUCAAACAUUGGACUGAUGAUAUCAAACAUUGUUCUUCGAAGGUUAAAACCACCUGUGUUUUUUUCACAUCAUACCCCACCCCCUUUGACAACCCACAAUAUGUAGCACUGUUGUGACUGUCAGUCAUUUUCCAGGUGGCAUCUCUUCUCUCAAACUGAUUAGAGACGAUGUUUUCACUCUACUUGCAUUGUGAUGGGGGUUUUGUUACUGCCUGAGAGAGAUCACCUAUUUUGGUUUAGAGCCAUACAACAGAAAUGGUGACUUGAUUUAUGAAACUUAUUUUUGGUCAUGUGUGCGUACUGGUCUUUACGUUUUUUUUAUAUUUUGCUUCAAAUUAAUGUAAGUUUCAACCCCUGAUGUAUUUUGUGUCGUCGUGGUCUGUGUGUUUAGAAACAGAAAGACAUCCAGAAUAUGCAGAAUUUUAAAUGAAGAUCUUGAAAAUUGGGUACCUUCUCCUGUCUUGUUAACCAGUAUCUGUAUUCCCAAAGCACCUCGGAGUAGGCGUGCUGAUCUAGUAUCUGUUAUCACUUGUUAUUAAUUUUGAUUUUAAAAGGCUAAACGGAUCCUAGCUCAGCACUUCUACCCUGAGACGCUUUCUGAAUACGGGCUCUGUCUGUGUUUUUAUUUAAUGGCCAAUUUAUAAAGCUGGAAAGUGAGACAAGAAACAUGACAUUUUGGUUAAAGGGUGGCGCUAGAGUGUCUGAUGUUUAAUAUGGUCGUUUUAUGGAAAACAAAGUUGUGUUUAAAUACUAGCUAUGCAUUUGCUGAAGUAAGAAAGCAGUUCACACAGUUUCUCCCUAACUUGCUGAAUACAGUACCAAAGAUGUUCCCUUAUAACAAUCCAUUGGCUUGAUGGUGGUCAAGUGAAUAUUGAUUUUUAAAGAGAUUUGCUUGUUUUUUUCAUCUAUACUGCAUAUCUAAGUGAACCUGGAGAGGUGGUGUUUUUGGCUUCUGUUUUAUCCAUUUCCUUUCUGCAAAUACUCAGGUAGAGUUAUGAAGACACUGAUUUAAUUCAAUAAAUAACUGCUGUCCAGGUUUACAGUUUGCUCCAGUUCUCAUCAUGUACAAGGAGUUGGUUCGUGGGUAAACAUCCAUUGUACACUUGAAAAGUACUUAGCCAGAAAGCAGUCCUUGCUUCUUGUCAAUCAUAAAACAAUUUGAACUAUACUGUAUCAUUUUUGCAAAAAUAUUUUUGUCAGAUAAUCUGUUUCUCCUUAAUGUUCCCAAAACUAUUCUUUAAUGAGUUAGUUCGUCAUUGGUUAGUUUUUUCAUUUGUUAAUGGUUAGAUUGAGUAGGAUAUUUUAAUUAGUUGGUGAUGGUUUGUUUUGGGUGGGGGGAUUUUAAUUUUAGAUUCUGUAAAUGUGAAAACUUGUCUAAAUCGCACUAAAAAAUAAAGUUUUAUGACCUUUGGCUA